AUGCUUCGGAAAGUAAAAUUUAAAUUUUCUAAUAGAUUAUGUUUUACAGAUUUGAAGUAUACGUUUAAUGGAAAUUGCAAAUAUCAUGUCAACUAUUACAUAAGGAAAACAUUUGGUGGAUCAAAUGCAACUUGCAAUAGCCUUGGAGGAGCAGUCGCAAUGAUGAAAACAGACGCAAUACAAGAUUUUGUUGAAAGUCAAAUAAUAGCUCAAUAUGGUGAAGGAGGCACAAUUUCAUUUUGGAUUGGAGCUUACAAACCAAAUACCGAUUGGUCAUGGUUUGACGGUAUGCCUAUUACCAAUGGGAAGUGGUCGUGGUUUGCAGUAAGCAGAGGAAAUGGAUAUUUAUAUAUGAGUUCUUUCGCGACGACGAGUGUAAAAGUAGAAGCGAAACAAGGAGGAAAAUUAGAAGACAGUCAACUCAUCAAAGGUGCCAAACUGGCUAUCAUAACUUGUCUAUUUGAACCUCCAAAACCUAAAACCAUGCAUAAGCUUGAUGCUACUUCUGUAGAAGACUACAAACAGUUGCAAGAAUAUGAAAAAAAGAAGUUUCAACCGUUGACUUGUGCUCUCCAUCUCCUUGUCUUCAUUGGGGAACCUGCUCAAGUAUUGGGUGUCAAAGAAGUUGUAAAUGUGUGGAUGGUUUUACAGGAAAUAAUUGUGAGACAAGUAACUCCAAUUUCAAUCUCCUCUUCAAAACAUAAUUACACUGCGAACAUCGGGGAAUCUAUCACAGUGACGCUGGAUAUUCAAAGCAAUCACGGCCCAGUGAGAAUACAAGCCUUCAAAAAUUUAAACUUCUACAAUGUGAUUUCUACCAAACAAAAUGUUGUUUCAAAUGUUACAGAAAUACAAAUUGGGCCUUUUAUGGAUCCCAGCACGAAAACCAUAUAUACUUUCCGCGCGGACCCUGAGUCCAACCUUGGUGCCUAUUUCACAUCAACAUCGAUAACUGUUGUUAUUGAAGCUGGAGCUACAAUAAGUCAGCUACGACCAACAGAUAUCACCAUUGGAACAAGUCCAUAUUCUAUCAGAUGUUACGCAACCGGCGUGCCAUUCCCAACUAUUCUUUGGUACAAAGAUUCAAUACUUAUCACCAAAAGUAGUUCAUCUAAUGUUUAUCAACGGAUAUAUACAACUUAUGCUGGAUUAUAUGCCCAGAAAGCCAACAUUUCUGAUGCUGGAAUCUAUACUUGCGUUGCAUCUAAUACAAUAAAAGGAAUUGAAAAGUCGGCAAACUCUACAGGAGUCAUGAGAUCCAAAAUAAUCUUCGUCAACUCCUCAGUAAUAUCGCCUACCAUCACCUCGAAAUGUCUUCAAAUAACGUGCUCUUUUGAAGAAUUUACUAUUCCCACAAUAGAUUGGAAAGUUAAAAAAGAAGAAGGUUAUAUGAAGAUUUUCCCAAAUUUUCCUGGAUCAGUGUUCAGAUAUCAGAAUUAUGCUGAACCGACAGUUUACCCGAUUAGAAACUCAAGUCAAUUAUAUAUUUUAUUAUCCGAAUAUUUGGGGAAAAUUGAAGUUGUCUGCUACGCAUGGAAUGAAUUCGAAAAAUCUUCGGAUGAAAACGUUUUUCAAAUGAACCAAAAUGUUGCGAUAUCUACCGGAAAGUUGUAUAAGUUAUUCGGAAAUAUACAAGACGAAAAAAGGAAUAUGUCCGGCGCUCAACACUAUUGCUAUUCUACUGGAGGUCGACUGGCUGAAAUUCCCAACAGUAAAACUCAAGCAUCUCUUAAAUCAAUGAUUAUUCAAACCGGGUUUGCAUCAAACAUAUAUGUAGGUGCAAAAAGGACAAUUGAGGACAAUAGUGAAAUAUGGAGAUGGAAUGAUAACACAUUGUUUUACAACGAGACGAAGAAUGGAAGAUGGAUACAGAAUGAAAGUUUUGCAGAUGGAAAUUAUGUUGCUUGGCAUAAAGGAAGACCCUAUUAUGAUGUAUCCUGUCUAAUUUUGCGAUCAAAUUAUCAGUGGGAAUGGGCUGAUUCCUAUUGUAUAUCAAUUAUUGGCUUCAUUUGUGAAAGAACAAUUCCGGAUAUCACAAAAAAUUUUAAUGCAACAGUAGACGAAUGCAGCACUAAUAUAACACUCAGGUGGUUUACUUCAGCAGAAGCGGUGGGAGUUUUACACAGAAUCGAUGUCAUACAUGAAGAAUCAAAUACGACUUUACAAAACUGGAGAACAGAUGUUGUUCCUUCCCAUCAAAAUUUGAUGUCAUUGAGACUAUUAAACUUAAAUUAUUCUACAGCGUAUCUUAUCCGGAUGACUGUUUGUCCAACUGAGUGUGGGCAUCCAUUUGUAACAAGCAGAAAAAUAAGAAUAAAAGCUGCGAUUGCUUCUAACAUUUUGGCAAUUGAAGCUUAUGUAACGAAAACAACACAGAACAAAUCUUGUUUAAUAUCUUGGAAAGUUGAUGCAACAAAAUAUGAAAUACUUAGAUUCAAAAUACGCGCAAUGUCAGUUCUUGUCUACACAGCAAUUGAACCAAAUGGGCCACAUAUAGAAGAGCUCAAUGCAGCCACAGACCCGAACCACGUAGACUUUGCUUAUUCCUUCAACAGAAAGUAUUCAUUUAGCAUCCAGGCAGUGACAUGUACUGGUCACGGUCCAAUGUUCGAUGUUUUGGGAAGUUGUGUCACAGAAAGAGGGGCACCCGAUGUAGUUCACGUACCUGCGAUAGUAAAAUCAAGUAAAGGCGGAGAUGUUGGUGUCACAAUACUAUUCCCAGAAGAAAGUAAUGGACCAAUAAGUUGCUUAUUUCUGAUUCUUGUCUACAAACCUGACAACACUUCAAAUCAAUGGAUAAAAACAUUUGAUGAUCUUGUCAAACUCGCCAAAAGAAAAGUAAAUGAAAAUGAAGCUUAUAUAGCAUUUGCAAUGACAAGGUCAGAUAUUUCAGAUGCGCAAAGUCGUACGAUUUCAAAAAACCUAGGUGAUGAAACUGUGUCGUCAUGCAUUGUUAACGCUAAUAUAAAUGCAGUUCGCACAAAACGAGAAGCAGCCACCAAAAUUGAAAUAAAAGGAAAUAACCUAAAACUUGAAGAUGGCGCACAAUACAGUUACUUUACGAUAUCUGCAUCUCCGGGAGACGACAACGCAGUAAUGUUGAAAUUUAGCAAUGUAUCUCACUUCAUAAAAGAAACAGCAACGACAGAGGAAUCAACCAACACAACGAUUGCUAUUACUGUCACUUGCAUCGAAAUCUUAAUUCUUGCGGCGUUGUUAGUUUUUUGGAUAAUUAGAAGAAAGAGGAACAGAAACGAAGAAAGAAAAUCAGCCACGCAUGAUGCUCCCGCUAUUAGUCCAUAUGAAACCACAUUCAUAUCAAGCGUCGCUUCAUCAAGUUCUAAACAAAUUCAACCAGAGUCCCCAUACAGCUACGAAAACGAUGCCACGUGUUAUGAAGAACCAAUGAAGACAAUCAAAAAAGACGAAAACAACAGGAAAACAUAUGAAAAUAUAAAUCCCUACGAGACUUGUGAUAUCAAGUCAGACUCGGAUGAAACUAAGUACGAGGAAGUAAAGCCGAGACGUUGAAAAAUUAACUUCCUGAACUCCGAGUUGGAGCGGAGAACAUAUACCAUAUUAUGUAUGAAAAUGCUAUUCAUUAUUAAUUGUUUUGACCUUUGCUUCCUCAAAUAACUAUAACUUACUUGUUAGCUGUUUAGGUCAAAGUACUUUGACGUUUCAGGAUGUGUAUCUUGGCUUAGCCGAUUCUCACCAACUCAUUUGAGGUUUAUUGUAAAUUUGUAAAAAACAUUUGGAUGCAUUUGAGAAAUCUUAAAAAAUAUACUUCGUAAACUAUGCACAGAUUUUAAAUUAGCCAAUUUGCGAUAAGAACAAACUGUCCAUUUGAAUUGUGUAUUGUCAACCCUGGUUACGUUAUAUGUCAAUAUUCCUAUAUCAGUGAUUCUAUUCUGGAUUUAUUUUUCAAGCGUCAUCUCUCAUCUUUGCGUUUAAACUGAGAAAAUCACAAGAUUGUAAUGAAAUAGUUGUUUUAUGACUAGUAACAAGUUGCAUUAUCUCAUUUUGUAAAUAUGUAUUUUGUGUACAAAAUUUAUUUCUGGAAAAUUGACACGUUUUGAGUAAAAAACUAAAAGUAGUGAUUUAUUGAAGGAAAAAAUAACCGAAUAGUGCUGAAAUUAAAUUCUCUGAUUUAUUUCCGCUUAAAUUAAUGAUCACAUAAUUCAAGUAUGACCAAAUGUAAGAAGUAGUGGCGCUCUUAAUACGUUUCUAAUUAACCCGACUUUAAAAAUGUACUAUACUAUACUUCACCAUGGGGUGA
Molecule: messenger RNA, 4279 nt
Organism: Styela clava
Lineage: Eukaryota; Metazoa; Chordata; Ascidiacea; Stolidobranchia; Styelidae
Source: RefSeq, a predicted model, not a curated record